UACAAAACCUGUCUCUCUCUUUCUGCCUUUCUAGUUUCCUCUCUCAUCUCAUUCCCCACUCUUCUCCUUCAUGGCACAUCGUCACAAAACCCAUUUCACAAUCCACCCUUCCCCGCCACUACAACACUAGCAACCAACACAAGAAAAAACAUCGCCAAACGACGUCGUUUCCAAAUGGCAUUCCAUUUCCACAUUAUGUUUAUGAUCUUGAUCUUCGUAGCUCUUGUGCAGCCGAGUGAGCGAGUCAACGCGGAGCCGACUCAGGACAAACAAGCCCUCCUCGCAUUCCUCUCCCAGACCCCGCACGCGAACCGGGUCCAAUGGAACACCUCCGGUUCGGCCUGCACCUGGUUCGGAGUCCAGUGCGACUCGAACCGCUCCUUCGUUACUUCCCUCCACCUCCCCGGCGCUGGCCUUGUGGGCCCCAUCCCCCCCAACACAAUCUCCCGCCUCACGCGCCUCCGUGUCCUCAGCCUCCGCUCCAACGCCCUCGUGGGCCCCAUCCCCGCCGACUUCGCCAACCUCACCUCCCUCCGCAACCUCUACCUCCAGAACAACCACCUCUCCGGCGAGUUCCCCGCAACCCUAACUCGCCUAACUCGCUUGACUCGCCUCGAACUCUCCUCCAACAACUUCUCCGGCGCAAUCCCAUUCUCUCUCAACAACCUCACUCGUCUAACAGGCCUCUUCCUAGAAAACAAUUCCUUCUCCGGCAACCUCCCCAGCAUUACAUUAAAGUUAGUUAACUUUACUGUCUCCAAUAAUCGCCUCAACGGCUCCAUCCCUAACAGCUUAUCGCGUUUUCCGGGAGAGUCGUUCUCCGGAAACAACGACCUCUGCGGGAAACCGUUACAACCAUGCACACCCUUCUUUCCUGCUCCCGCCCCUUCGCCUUCUAUUGCUGUUCCACCGGUGGAACAACAACAGCAGAAGGCGAAGGGGCUUUCUAUCUCUGCCAUCGUGGGAAUUGUGGUCGGGUCUGCUUUGUUUAUAUUGCUAUUACUUUUACUUCUGUUUCUAUGCUGCCGGCGGAGGCGAAGACCCGCGAAGCCGCCGCCACAGGCUGUGGCGGCGGCAGCGGCAGCGCGUGGAGGGGCCGCGGAGGGCGGAACGUCGUCGUCGAAGGACGAAGACAUCACGGGGUCAGUGGAGGCUGCCGAGAGGAAUAAACUAGUGUUUUUGGAGGGUGGAGUGUAUGGGUUUGCAUUGGAGGAUUUGCUGAAGGCUUCUGCGGAGGUUUUGGGAAAGGGGAGCAUGGGGACUUCUUAUAAGGCCAUUCUGGAGGACGGGACCACGGUCGUGGUGAAGAGGUUGAAGGACGUGGCGGUUGCCAAGAGAGAGUUCGAGGCGCAAAUGGAGGUUGUUGGGAACGUUAAGCACGAGAAUGUGGUUCCUCUUAGAGCGUUUUACUACUCCAAGGAUGAGAAGUUGCUCGUCUACGAUUACAUGGCCGCCGGCAGCUUGUCUGCACUUCUUCACGGGAGCAGAGGGUCAGGGCGAACGCCGUUGGAUUGGGACACCCGAAUGAAAAUAGCACUGGGAGCUGCAAGAGGCCUCGCGUGCCUCCACGUGUCAUGCAAACUGGUCCACGGUAACAUCAAAUCCUCCAACAUCCUCUUCCACCCGACCCACGAAGCCUGUGUUUCAGACUUCGGGCUCAACCCGAUAUUCGCAAACCCGGUCCCCUUGAACCGAGUCGCGGGUUAUCGGGCACCAGAGGUUCAGGAAACCAGAAAGGUCACCUUCAAAUCGGAUGUGUACAGUUUCGGCGUGCUGAUGCUGGAACUUCUAACAGGUAAGGCACCAAACCAAGCCUCGCUGAGCGAGGAAGGGAUCGACCUUCCGCGAUGGGUGCAGUCUGUGGUUCGUGAAGAGUGGACCGCUGAAGUGUUCGACGCGGAACUCAUGAGGUACCAUAACAUUGAAGAGGAGAUGGUUCGGUUGUUGCAGAUUGCGAUGACGUGCGUUUCGCUCGUGCCAGAUCAGAGGCCCAACAUGGAUGAGGUGGUGCGCAUGAUCGAAGAUAUUAGCCGCAGCGAGACCACCGAUGAUGGGUUACGCCAGUCGUCUGAUGAUCCUUCGAAAGGAUCGGACGGUCACACGCCCCCGCAGGACGCUAGGACUACCCCUAGGUCGGACACGUCGUAGUAGUGAAGCUGUAAAGUGGAUAUAAUCAUAAAAAGCAAAAGAAGAAAAGAGAAAAGAGAAAAAAGAAAAAAUGAUUGUUGGAAUUGGAAAAAGAAAAAGAGAGGAAACGAGGAUGGGUGUGUGUGGGUCAUGAAAUUGUGCAAAGUUAAGUAAAUAAAUGAGUUGUUAAUUAUGGCGCGCGCGGGUGAUUGGGCUCCAGGGGUCCAAUUGAAUGUAUUUUUUUUUUGUUAGUUUUUCUAGUAUUUUAAUGAUUUUUUUAUUUUAUUAAUUUCAAUUAUAUUUUUAGACGGAGGAGUUUGAAUAGUUCGUGAAUACAAGUGUAAGAGGGUUCGUAUUGCGUAGUCUUUUUUUUUUUUUUUUUCUAUAAAUAAUUUUGUCCAAAAUAAAGCUUUUUAAUUGUUUU
Glycine soja is the source of this 2551-nucleotide messenger RNA. Its product is annotated as probable inactive receptor kinase At2g26730. NCBI's taxonomy places the organism in Eukaryota, Viridiplantae, Streptophyta, Magnoliopsida, Fabales, Fabaceae. Gene Ontology annotation, biological process: protein phosphorylation. The record is from RefSeq and is a predicted model, not a curated record. Gene Ontology annotation, molecular function: protein binding; protein kinase activity; ATP binding. The coding region runs from base 175 to 2148 and encodes 657 amino acids. The transcript has 3 exons.